CCUCUAGCGUGUUUCGCGUCUAGGUACUAAUAAUAUAUAGUCAUUGUUUCCAACCACUGAGCGUGUUUCGCGUCUAGCUUCUAACAAGGAGACAUAUGAAGUCAAGGCAGGCGGGCUGCGUGACAUGCUGAUCACCACGGAAAGCAAGCUAAUUUCGUCCUCGCGGUUGGCGGCCACUCGCCAGACGUUCUUGCUUGUCCGUCCGUGGGAUCGUUCCCUUCUCGAUCUGCCUGAUUCUGCAGACGGGAUGGAGAGAAUGGAAGAUGUCCCUGUGUUCAGGUCUGUUGGAGAAAACGAGCCCGCUGAUUCGGAAUCUCAAUUGCGAGCAUUGCGAUUGACUGUUCGCCUCGGACAGCCAUUUCGCACAUUUUUGUUAGCUCAGCAAUGCAGUGGAGAAUACACGAGAGUCGCGACGGAUUUUGAUAUUGUUGCACAAGUCGAAGGCAUGGCUUCUGUUCGUAGUAUGAUGGACGUCAGGACACUUGAGAUAUUGUAGUUGUAUUUUGAAGAACGGAGAUUUCAUUUGUACCCUGACAGUACCUUACUUACAUAUAUACGGAAUUACCCCUUUGUAUUGGUAUCGUAUACUGGCUCACCCACAACUCACCCAGGAAAGAAUCUACUUUGUUGGGUAAAUGUCCU
Suillus paluster is the source of this 642-nucleotide messenger RNA. RefSeq lists its product as uncharacterized. The transcript has a single exon. The coding region runs from base 125 to 496 and encodes 123 amino acids. NCBI's taxonomy places the organism in Eukaryota, Fungi, Basidiomycota, Agaricomycetes, Boletales, Suillaceae. The record is from RefSeq and is a predicted model, not a curated record.